AGUCAGAGUGAGAUCUCUGUCUGCACAGAGGGGCAGCAGACAGUCUGUAGUUGGUUCAGGGUAAAGGAGUCAGAGUGAGAUCUCUGUCUGCACAGAGGGGCAGCAGACAGUCUGUAGUUGGUUCAGGGUAAAGGAGUCGGAGUGAGAUCUCUGUCCUGAGCUCUCCUCUCUGCUCCUCUCUGUUAGCCUCUCCGUCUCCUCCUAGCUUAGCCUGCUAGCUAGCAGCCAGGUGAGCAUGUCUCAGGUGAACAUGUCGCAGGCUCUGUCAGAGGAGGAGUUCCAUCGGAUGCAGGCUCAGCUGUUGGAGCUGCGGACUCAGAACUACCAGCUGUCCGAUGAUCUCAGGAAGAACACGACAGAGCUGAACGCCGUCCGUCAGAAGAAUGUCGCUCUGGAAAGAGAUUUUAUCAAAGCACAAAAGGCUUUAAAUAAGAGCAAGAAGGCUCAGGAGGUGGAGGCGUUGCUGAGUGAGAAUGAGAUGCUUCAGGGGAAACUCCACAGUCAGGAGGAGGACUUCAGACUACAGAACAGCACGCUGAUGACCGAACUCUCCAAGCUGUGCACACAGAUCGAGCAGCUGGAGCAGGAGAACAAAGGCCUGAAGGAAGGGGGAGGAGCCUCUGCACCAAGCCCCGCCCAGAAUUCUACCUCCAGCCCUGUGGACGGAGAGCUGCUCCGCCUGCAGGCUGAGAACUCCGCCCUGCAGAAGAAAAUGAAAGCCCUCCAGGAGCACCACGACAAAGAGCUGCAGAGACAGGCGGGCGCUCACACGGAGACGGACGGAGCUGCCAACGCCAACGGAGUCUCUGAUGUCACAGGAGGGGAGGAGCCAGCAGCCGAGGGAACCAGUGACAGAACAGAACAGACGGCGGCUCAGCUGGAGCGCACAGAGAAUCAGCUGCGCGGCCGGUCAGAGAAGAGCGUAGAGAAGAUUGUAGGUAAGCAGGCAGCGCUAGGCUGGUCGGCUGCUCUCUGUCCAAUAACUCACUGCUUUGGACCAGAGCUGGAGAUGGCACUGAACACCGAGCAGGAGGAGAAGAGGCUGCUGAGGGAGCAGGUCCACAACCUGGAGGCGUCCAAACAGGCAGAGAUCACCAAACUGCAGGAAGAGAUCACAAAGCUGUCUGACAAGUUAAAGAAGAAGCAGGAGAGUUUUCAGCGUCUGCAGGGAGAGAAAGAAGCUCUGUACAACGACAGCAGGACCAAGAUCGAUGAGAUCAACCAAAGAAAGGAGGAAGAGCUGAAGGCCAUGAACCUCCGCAUCCAGAAGCUGCAGUCGGAUCACAUGUCGGCCAAUCAGCUGACGGCAGAGCUCAGAGAGCAGAUGCAGAGCAAAGAGAAGGAGCAUGAGCUGGCUCUACACAACCUCAAAGACCAGGUAGCCAGUCAGAGCGCUGUCAGUCAGGAACAGGUGGACAGCAUCCUGCAGGAGAACGAUGCUCUGAGGACAAACCUAGCUGCUCUAGAACAGAUCCAGACGGUGAAGACGCAGGAGAUGAAUCUGCUGCGUGAACAGCAGGAGGCGCUGACGACCGAGCUGCAGCAGAGACGAGCUGAGCAGGAGAGCAUGUUAGCGCAGAGGGACGACAUCAACUCCCAGCUGCAGGAAUCCAGCUUUGCAAACAGGAAGUUGUUGGAGCAGCUCACAGAAGAAGGAAUAGAGAAAGAUCAACUGUUGAGAGAGCUGGACGAGGCCAAGAAGACAGCAGAGAAGAGGAAGGCCAUGUUGGAUGAUAUGGCCAUCCAGCUGAACCAGGAGAAGUCUGACCACAAGGAGGCGCUGUCAGACCUCAAACUGCAGCAUGAGAAGGAGGUCCUCGGGGUGAGGGCUCGGUAUGAGAAGGAGCUUCGAGGUCUCCAUGAAGACAAGAAUCGUUCGGAGGAGGAGAUCCGACAGCAGCUCAGGGAUGAAAAGGCUCGUACGAAGGAGUUGGAGGGUCUCCAGCAGCGGGUGGAGGAGCUGCAGGCUCAGGUCCUGUCCAUGGAGGGAACCAAAGGAUGGUUCGAGAGGAGGCUGAAGGAGGCCGAGGAGAACAUCGAGAAAAAGUCUCUGGAACAUCAGGAGGAGUUGGAGCGCCUGCAGAAAGAGCACACACUUCAGUUGGAGGAGAAGCAGUCAGAGAUUGAGGGAGUGAAGCAGCAGAUGGUGGAGGUGGAGAAACAGAAGGAGGAACACAACGACACCAUCGCGAAACUCAAACAGGAGAUCAAGGACACGGUGGACGGACAGAGGAUCCUGGAGAAGAAGGGAAGUGCAGCGCUGAAGGACCUGAAGCGACAGCUGCAGCUGGAGAGAAAGCGAGCCGACAAGCUGCAGGAGAGACUCCAGGAGAUCCUGACCAACAGCAAGACCAGGACAGGUCUGGAGGAGCUGGUCCUGUCAGAGAUCAACAGUCCCAGCCGGACUCAGCAGACUGGAGACUCGUCCUCCGUCUCCUCCUUCUCCUACAGAGACAUGAUGAAGGAGUCCCAGCCGACCAAUCAGAACAAGUCCGGAGGAGGAAGCCCUCAGUCUCAGCGCCCGGCCGAACUCUCGGACGACGAGGUCGGGGAGUUGUUCCAGCGGCUCGCCGAGGUCCAGCAGGAGAAGUGGAUGCUGGAGGAGAAGGUGAAACACCUGGAGGUCAGCUGCUCGUCCAUGGCUGAAGACAUCUGCAGGAAGAGCGCCAUCAUCGAGACCUACGUGAUGGACAGCCGCAUAGACGUGUCGGGCAGUGCGGUCGGGGGUCACGGCGGGACUCAGGCGGACCGAGGAGGUCUGGGGUCGGUCCUCAGAGAUCUGGUGAAACCGGGAGACGAGAACCUUCGAGAGAUGAACAAGAAGCUGCAGAACAUGCUGGAGGAGCAGCUGACCAAGAACAUGCACCUGCAGAAGGAUCUGGAGGUCUUAUCCCAGGAAUUAGUCCGUAUCAGUAAGGAGAGUCCAGGUGGAAGCACAGCUGGGUCGGGAUGAGACUAACACCUGGACCCCAUCAGCCCCUCUCCUCUCUGCACAUCUGGAACAUGUGGGCUGGACUCUGACUAACACCUGGACUCUCCAUCUCUUCCAUCCCUCCUCCCUCAGACCCGUCGUGGGCUUCAUCUACUGUCUGGAGUCGCCGUGUUAUCACCACCUCAGCCUGCCUGCUGGGCUAUGACUAAAUGCUGGAAUCUGUCCAUCUUUUGUUUCUCUGUGUGGAGGGGAGAACACGAUUUUAAAGAGUAGAAGAAGAAACGGAGGAGCAGAGGGGACGGAGGGUCGGACUCAUUUAUGUUGCUAUUGAAUGUACUGUAAUUAGACUGCACCGUACAGUUCCUUGGGUCCUGGCUACAACCUGGGAUAAAGAAAAGGAUUGUAACAGACUAACUCUUUCACCGGUCUCCGUCUAUGUCCUGGAAUACACAAGCUGUGUGUGUGUGUGUUAACUAACUGCUUUGGUUUAUCUGCUCAGUAACGUUGUUGUGAUCUGGCUACUUCCUGGAAUCUGCAGUGCUGAUGUAACUGUGAGACUCAUUCAUUCACUAAAAACACUUUAAUCACAAGCUGACAUGUUUUAAGUACCAGGUGUUAGACACGCCCGACUCUUUCAGUUUAAACGUCCACCUGCAAUGUAAACGUAGUGAUUUUAGGUCUAGUAUAAAUACUGAGCUCACACCAACAUUAGAAAGACUCAAACUAGUCCAGUGUGUCGAGGCGUGUUUGAGUCUCACCUCUCAGACAGAGUUCAGGUAGAUACAGUGAAGCUGAGACUCACUGGUCAGAGGAAUCCUGGUCCUGGACAGCAUGCUGACCCCGCCUCUAGUCUAGAUUAAGUUCCCCUGAUUCCAGCCAAGACCUGAAACUGAAGCUGGUCAGGGAGCAGGAUUCAGGAGCGUCGCCUCGUACCUCAGUUUGCUCGCGUCACGCUUUCUUCUACUACUUUAAAAUGUGUGCAGCUUCUUGCAGGUGGAUUGAGUGUAAUCUGAUGCUAAGCUAACAUGCUACAGUCAAAACAAACUUAGUCCCCUAGAAAUAAAACAUGCAGACGUCUCAAUCUUUCAUCAGGAUCUCUCAGCUCUGCAGAAAGAUGACGAACACGUCGAUAAAAUCCCUCAAACCAAGAACAGUUAGAUUCUCUGUUUCUAACGACGACGACGUCACACGAAGAAUCCACUUCCUGUCACGAGUGAUAUUCACGACCCUGGAUCACCAACGUGAAGCUGAAGCUCUGCAGGUUCACAGUCGGCCCUGGCUAUGUCAUGGAGCACAAACCUUCUGUUCUCAGAUAGCGUGUUUAACCUUCUUGUUCAAGGUUUUUUCUGACGGGUCAUGGCUAUUUCCUGGACGCCUUUCACAGCUUUUUGUAUUGUUUUUGUGUCCGUUUCUUCUGAACGGACGACUUCCUGCCUGUGAAACUUUUCUGCAUGUUUUGUUUUAUUUAUUACUUCAGAGAGACUCUCGUAUCCUCAUCCACGGAUUAACAUUAAAGACACAAUGUGAAGUUUUAUUUCCCAGAAGAAGUUUUUCUUUUCAAAGUCUAAAAAUCAGAUUUUAAAACAGCUUCAUUUUUUGUUUUUGGGGUUUGAAUCAAAGUCAAUCUUUUUCAAAUGAAUCUAAAACUAAAACUGAACUUUUUGAUAGCCUUUUAUCCCCGGGCUCCGUCUACAUCCUGGAUCACAUGAACUGUAAUUGAUUGCACUUUUAGUUUUGUGUGAUUCUCUGUGUUAAAAAACAAAAAGUGAAACUCUCAGCUGUGUCUGCUUCUCUGCGACAGAGCUCUCUAUGAUUCCUGCCGGGCUGGGUCUACUUCCUGCUUCAACAUAUCUUUGUAUUGUUUUAACUCUGCUUCUGUUUCCUGUAAUAAUUCUAAAACAAAUGUAUGAAGUUUAUUUUAUGGACUCUGCCUUCGGUUCUCCUCUUGGACUCUGACUAUGUCCUGGAUGUAACUUUUGCUACAAGCUGCUUAUGGUGGGAUAUGACUACAUCCUGGACAGAAUGCUUGUAGCAGAGUGUGUUUUAUGUUGAACCUGCCUGUAAAUUUCUGCUUUAUUAUUGUUUGUACACUGUUUAAAAAUGGACGUGUGUUUACAGUGCAGCGUGGGCGUCUGAAGGAGGAGGAGUCUCGUGUUAGAGGGGACUUUAGGACUUUGUUAAAUCUUUAAAUCACGUAGAAACCGUCUGAAACCGGACUGAGGGGAGAUCCUGCUGCACUGUAAACCCUCACUGCGGGAUCGGUCUAUGUGCUGGGCAGUGACUCGGCCUGUUGCUUUGUUUUUGGUUUGUAAUGUUAAAGUCUGUAUAUAUUCAUGCGCUGUGACAUAACUUCUAACUGUAUGAAGAAUCAAUGGAUCUAUUUAUGAGACUGAUAACGAUGAUGACGCUAAUUAUUGUAACAACGAGGAAAAUAUAUCGUCUGAAGAAGAA
This is a messenger RNA of Notolabrus celidotus (New Zealand spotty), 5383 nucleotides long. It is a transcript of the gene gripap1, whose product is annotated as GRIP1 associated protein 1. Bases 236 to 2953 code for a protein of 905 amino acids. The transcript is spliced from 29 exons. The record is from RefSeq and is a predicted model, not a curated record. Lineage: Eukaryota; Metazoa; Chordata; Actinopteri; Labriformes; Labridae. Gene Ontology annotation, biological process: neurotransmitter receptor transport, endosome to postsynaptic membrane; regulation of modification of synaptic structure; regulation of recycling endosome localization within postsynapse. Gene Ontology annotation, cellular component: postsynaptic recycling endosome; glutamatergic synapse; extrinsic component of postsynaptic early endosome membrane.